CGUCAGUCUGCAGAGCGCGAGUGCAGCACGCCACUUUCUGCACGCCUCUCCAACACUCACACUCGUUGUGACAGUGGUGGUGGCGUCCACUGCGCGUGGAAGUGCACCCCCGGAGGAGAGAGAGCAUGAGAGCCAGGCGGCAGCACGACCAGGUUGGGAAUUAAACGAGAAGGAGAAGGUGGAGGAGGAGGAAGCUUCUGUGGAAAGCUUUCCGAGGAGACUUUGCAGGAGCAAGCUCGGACUCUUUGGAUUUUAACGUGCUUGUCGAGCAUCCCACUGAGGAAGCGGUAAGGAAUAUCCAAGAAAUUCCUGCAGCAAGCCGCUUGAUUGCCACAGCAGAUCGGAGUUAUUUACCAACCUCGCCCCGCUUUCUGAGCCGACUGGAAAAGAUUGGAGUCUACAGUAAUUGGCACUGGGCCGUCGGCGUGGGAGUGCUACAGGUUAGCGCGCCCGAAAGGUUGGAAAGAGGACGUCGAACGUUCAGGUGAUGACUGCUUGAAGUGACCUCUUCCUGACCGACGCGGGAAAAAGCACGGCGCCCUUCCUCGCCCGUUGGCCGCUGCCGCCGUCCCACCUCUUUCCUCGCCAAAGUGCUUUCACCGUGGCUCAGCUCUCGCUCCCGUGCCACUUCCACUUUGAGAGCUGACCCUCACAGACCGCCAAUGCUAGCAAGGAACUGCCUGCUGCUGUUCCUUUGGUAUCACCUCCAGGAAGGCUCGGCCUCGCCGCCGCCCCCCAUACGGCCGCCCUCCUCGCCACUGGGACCCGGCAGGAUGGCGGGGAGGGCGCGCGCCAGGAGCUUGAUGGGCCCCGUAAGGAAUGGUCCGGCUGGGUUCCAGAGGGUCAAGAGGGGCUGGGUGUGGAACCAGUUCUUCGUGUUGGAGGAGUACAUGGGCUCUGACCCGCAGUACGUGGGAAAGCUGCACACUGAUCUGGAUCAGGGCGACAGCGUAGUCAAGUACACGCUCUCGGGCGAAGGGGCCGGCUCCAUUUUCACCAUUGACCAAACCACGGGGGACAUCCACGCCUUACGGAGUCUGGACCGCGAGGAGAAGCCUUACUACACGCUACGCGCGCAGGCGGUCGACCUCAACAGCAACAGACCGCUGGAGCCCGAGUCUGAGUUUGUGAUCAAGGUGCAAGACAUCAACGACAACGAGCCAAAGUUCUUGGAGGGGCCGUAUCGAGCCAGUGUUCCCGAGAUGUCGCCCGUGGGGACGUACGUGACGCAGGUGACGGCCACCGACGCGGACGACCCGACGUACGGAAACAGCGCCAGAGUGGUUUACAGCAUCCUGCACGGACAGCCCUACUUCUCCGUGGACCCCAAAACUGGCGUGAUCAAGACGGCCUUGCCCAACAUGGACCGGGAGGUGAAGGAGCAGUACCAGGUGCUCAUCCAGGCCAAGGACAUGGGGGGCCAGCUGGGGGGGCUCGCCGGGACCACCGUCGUCAACAUCACCCUCAGCGACGUCAACGACAACCCGCCCAGGUUCUCCAAAAGUUUUUUCCACUUGCGCGUUCCCGAGUCCUCGGCGGUGGGCUCGGCCGUGGGCAGGAUCAAGGCCCACGACUUGGACGUGGGCAAGAACGCCGAAGUGGAGUACACCAUCGUGCCGGGCGACGGGGGCGCCAUGUUUGACAUCACCACCAAUGACCACAACCAAGACGGGAUAAUCGUCCUCAAACGGCCGCUGGACUACGAGAGCAAGAAGGCAUACACCUUCAAGGUUGACGCGUCCAACGCUCAUCUGGAUCCCCGAUUCCAGACCUUCGGGGCCUUCAAAGACACGGCGACGGUGAAGAUUAACGUCCUGGAUGUUGACGAGCCUCCGGUGUUCAAUAAGCCCGCCUACGUGAUGGAUGUGUACGAGGACACACCGGCGGGCACCAUCAUUGGCGCGGUGACGGCGCAGGACUUGGACGCCAGUAGCAGUCCAGUCAGGUACUCCAUCGACUGGAGGAGUGACCUGGACAGCUACUUCGACAUCGACCCGGCGGAGGGAACCAUCUCCACCAAUGAGGUGCUGGACAGGGAGAGCGUGGCCUGGCACAACAUCUCCAUCGUGGCCACCAAGCUCAACAGUCCGGUUCUGACCAGCCGCGUGGCCGUCUCGGUCCACGUGUUGGACAUCAACGAGUUCCCGCCUGAGCUCGCCAGUCCCUACGAGAGCUUUGUGUGCGAAAACGCCAAAGUGGGACAGGUGAUUCAACUGUUCAGUGCCAAGGAUCAAGAUCUGCCCAACGCCGGACAACAGUUCUCCUUCAAAGCAACAAAAGACGAAUUAAGGAACAAGAACUUCACUGUCAGAGACUUUGGAAACAACACGGCCGGCAUCGUGACCAAGCGCGGCGGCUUCCGGCGGCGCUCGCAGGAGAUCUACCACCUGCCCGUUGUGAUCGAGGACAACGGCUACCCGUCCAAGAGCAGCACGGGAACGCUGACCAUCCGCGUGUGCGGCUGCGCGGCCGACGGCUCGCUGCUGACGUGCAGCGCCGAGGCCAUCUUCCUGCCCGUGGGCCUGAGCACGGGCGCGCUCGUCGCCAUCCUCCUGUGCAUCGUCAUCCUGCUCGUCAUCGUGGUCCUCUACGUGGGCUUGAAGCGGCAGAAGAAGAAGGAGACGCUGAUGUCGUCCAAGGAGGACAUCCGGGACAACGUGAUCCACUACGACGACGAAGGCGGCGGCGAGGAGGACACGCACGCCUUCGACAUGGGAACGCUGCGCAACCCCAAAGUGGUCAAGGACAACCUGUUCCGCCGGGACGUCAAACCCGAGAUAAAACGGGGUCCCAGGGCGCCCGCCUCCAAGGACAGCGCCGACAUCCGGGCGUUCAUCGACCAGCGGCUGAAGGACCACGACAGCGACAACUCUGCGCCGCCGUACGACUCGCUGGCUACCUUCGCCUACGAGGGCAACGGCUCGGUGGCCGAGUCGCUCAGCUCCAUCGAGUCGCUGGCCGUGGACGCGGAGGAGGACUACGAUUACCUCAACGAGUGGGGGCCUCGCUUUAAGACACUGGCGGGAAUAUUCGGGGAGCAAUCGGAAGCUCGCUCGGACUCUACGAACACGGAGCAACGAGGCUACUCGGCCACUCCACAAACAAACAUGUAACCUUGUUUUGUUUGGCGAAGUCACCUUUACGGUGGACAUUUUAGGACAUCCUUGGCUGUCAGGGUCAGGUGUCAGAUUGGAAAUGUCUCAGGAACAUAUCUGUCAACCUUAUUCGAUGAGAGCGUCCGGUAUUGGACGUCAGCGUAGAAGUCAUGAAGGUGUCAGGAAAACGGUCGUCACGUUUAUGGAAAUUCACCAUCGGACAUUACGCCCAACAGUUUGAGUCGAGUCUAAAAAGUAUCUUACAAUAGUGAGCACACCCCUCACAUUUUUUGUCGAUGUUUUUUCAUGGGACAGCACUGAAGAAAUGACAGUUUGCCACUAUGUUAAGUAGUAAGUGUAUAGCUUCUAUAACAAUGUCAAUUUACUGUCCAGUCAACACGCACUAAACUGCUUGCAACAAAAGUGAGUACACCUAAGUGAAAAUGUCCAAAUUGGGCCCAAUUGGCCUUUUUCCCUACCGGGUAUCAUGAGACAUGUUAAACUCUAUUCUUGCUUUCGGCAUCUGUAAAAAUCGUCAUCCAUCCCUGUGCGCGCAAAACAGUUUGCUGAACUAAAAAUACCAACAUGUGCUGUGACAUAGUGAAGCAGAGUACCAUCCCCUCCCUUUGGAAAUUGGGCCGCAGGGCAGUAUUCCACUAAAUAGUGACAGCGUGGCAGCAUAGUUGAGUUAUCCUCUGUGCAGUUUCUGUUUCUUUGUGACGUCCUAUCGUCCUAUUGCGUAAUUCCAUCGUCUUGACAGAUGUUUUCCUGAAACCCUUUUGCCUCAACUCAGUGGUGCAAUUCCACAUGAAAUAACCUUUUUCCUGACUUUUAAGCUGACGUCUGAUACCUGACGCUGUAAUUCAAUAAACUUGACAGGUACAUUCCUGAUUCUUUUCGACGUCCUAUUUCAUACCCGACUCUGAAACACGAGUCGGGUAUGUCCUAAAAUGCCCGCUGUACACCUUUCCAUCUUUUUUCCGGUUCUGUCUUUUACGUUGUUUUCAUGAUUGAAGUGUGAGAGAAAAAAAAAAAAAAAAAUGAGAGCAUACAGUGACAUGAUCGAAUCACUCAUUCAAUUGGAAUGUUGUCUACGAGUAUCCGUGGAGAUGAUGUCAUUUCCGUUAACAUCCCUAAAAGUGCCUCAAUAGAAGAUUUCACGCCACACGUCCGAUGUUUUUAGACGCGAGCAAAACGACCGACGACGUCACUUCUGUGGCGCCCGUCAGGCCAAAGAUGUUUUGAAUGUUAUUUAUCCCUCUAUUUAUUUAUUGGCUGAUUGAUUUGCUUGUGUAUUUAUCUAUUUAUCUCGCAGUCAUACAAUUUUUUUUAUUUUUUUGGAGAAUCUUUUUGUAACAGAGGCCCGCGUGAAGAAAAUGGAUGUUCCUGUUAGGUGGGUCAUGUGAAUAGACUUGUACUAGACUUGUUUAAAAAAAAAAAAAAAAAAAAAAAAAAGAGAGCGAGAGAAAAGAAAAGAGACACUUUAGGGCUAAAUAUUGCAGUUCUGUCAUGAUAUAAACAUUUUUCUUAAAUAAAAGACACUUGGACAAACUUUUGCGUCAGCUAAAAGUUUGUUCAAACCUGAGACUUACAACCUUUUUCAACAAGCGCUUAACCUCUUCACACAUCCUCGUACCUCCUUUGUCAUCCAUCAGAUAAACACAAUGUUACAUUUUCCAGGUAAUCCCUGCAAUAAGAUGUUCAGCCAUAUCUCACUUGAGAAAUAAAUCCUCCUCUGAGUCGCUUUUUCUUCCCCAAUGACGAAUCAACAAUUAGCCCGCUGAGGUUGUCGGUAAUGGAGAAAAAGCGAUGUUUGCGUUGUUAUAAGAGUGUCCUUGUUGUGGUGUGCACUCACAACAUAAUGGAAGGCCUGGAGGGAAGCCAGCGCAAUAAAUAGCUUCUUGUUUCUGUCGCUCAUCAAGUCUCAUCUUCCAGACAUUUUCAGUUUGAUUUCACCCAAGAGCAAUUUCGCAGGGACCGCUGCAUCAAAAACACAAAGGUUCGGAAUGCUCCAGAGAUAUUACUUAAAGUAACACAUUAGCCCCUUGACAAUGCGAGAUGCUCAUGUUGCAGUCUACAGUACAACUUCACUUACUCUACUCGUUGAUUCAAAUUGUUUUGAUUGAUUUACAUUUCUUUUUUUUUAACAUCUAAUAAAUCAAUCCGUCGAAAAGCGGAACAUCAGGGGUCUCCAAACAAGAACAUGAAGCUAGUUCCUUAGCUAGCGCAUUUUUUGAAAGGUUUUUGGAACUAUUUGUGGCGUGACGUCAAUUUGUCAACCAAACAAAGAACGACUAAAUCAUUUCCUGGAAGAAGAACAAAGACAGCAGCGUCGAGAGUGUAGCCGACCGGUGUUACUUUGUUGAAAAAGAAAAAGAGAAAAAAGAUUCUAAAACCUUUGGCCCGCCGCGCACCGAGCGACGUGGCCGACCGCGACUCAACUGGAUAAUCAUGAAAAAAAAUGCAGUCGGCGAUUCACAGCCGCACACCAGGCGAAUUACCCUUGCGCACGAAACCAACUCGCUCCAACAGAAAAACUGCCACUUCUGGUAUUGUAAUUGGGAAACAACAUUUUGAGGCACAUAUACUGCUGUAACUGUGUAAUUAUUAUUUCUUUAUUUAUAUUGUGAGCUACAAAGAAGAAGUGGAAUGCCCUGACCGCUUUCGCCGCAUUUGAAUAAUACAGAGAGGAAACAGGCGAAAAAUAUUGUGGAUGUUUGCGAGACUAUUGACAAUAUAACCGCCCCCUUCAUUGACUGCACUCGAGUGCUUCUGCAACAGGAACUCUCCAUGCUUCACUUUUUAGCCAACUGUAGUGGUACAGUUUUGCGGUGGCCGGCUGGAUCUCGCUUCAUACCCGGAAACAAUUGGAAUCGCAGCAAUACUAAUGGCCGACAGUCGGCCCAUUCCUAAAAACUAGCUGCAGAACCCGACAGUCCGGUGGCGCUCAGCCAAAAACUGGUAUGUUAAUUGUUAUCGUUCCCACAUCUAAUUGAGACUGUCCAAUAACUGUAAGUGAAUGCAGCUGCCAGGGGGCAUCCAGUCAAUGCAGUAAAGUGAAAAGGACUGGCUCAAUGUGUGAAAUAGCCGAGGGGCAGUCAACACUGGCAGCAGCGAGUGAUGGCACUGAAGCGGUUUAUACUGGAGCGGGUUCAAGCGUCUGCCCAGCGCCAUUGUCCAGCCUCAUUGUUCAUUCCCGCUUAAUCCCGCGAGUGGAGGGAGUCCAUAAAAUCAAAAAUGUCCUCGCUCCGGCGAGUCAAUCACAACAAUUAGCGUUACUCGUCCCCUGGGAGAGGAUGAAAACAUUGUCGGGAACGUUCGAAAAUUUGCAGCGAGCGAUUGUUUGGCUACGAACAAAAGUGUUGACAGCGUUCAAUUUAUGCGCGCCGGAGUCGUCGAGACAGACGGGUUGUCAAACAUCAUCGUCGUCGCACUCUGCUUUCGGAUUGACAUAAGUAAACAAUUUCCACUGAGCCACGAGAUUUACGGGGCCGAGUGCACUCUUUAACACCAAUUAACAACACAGAUUGUGACUGUGAUCUGGUCUGACAACAGCACACUUAGUGUAGUUAUGCCCUCUCUCUCUUUUUUUUGGUUUUUUUUUGGAAAGAAAAGCACUAGUGUACCGUCAUGGCUAAACCAAUGGCCAACACAAGAAUUGAGGCCGACAUCUUGUGGGUAAGCGAUCUGCUUUCUUUACUCAAGACAAUUUUCUACACGGUCGGGACACAAAACAAUUCCACGAGGUCCACGCCGAUUCUUGGAAGCGUGAGGCUAAUCAAAACAAUGAGUGGAGGUAUUGCCCUAAAACAAGCUCACUGUGUAAACUACUGUGUUUCAGUAGAGUUACGCAACAGGUCGGCGUAAUCUAACUUCUGUCAUGGGUUCACCUUAGUUCAUGCUAACAUAUAUUCCCCCACUUUUGGGGACAAUAACUCCAAAUCAAGCUAAUGUUUCCUCACUGUCCCAAUUUUAGAAAACUGUAGUGGAUAAAUAAAUGUUUUUCUGACUCAAGACCACUUUUUUUUUUUUUGCAGUUGUUUUUAAAUCAGAUUAUGCACAAUGCAAAAUGAAUACAUGUACCCAACAUUGUAAUAGCUCCUACUGUAAAGUCGUUAUUUGUGUUGGCUUGUAUUGUGUAACUUUGCUUUUACCAUAGCCCAUUUGCGAGACCGGUCGAGGAUUAGCGCUCACCAUUGUGAACCCAUGCGAAAUGGCGAGGUACACGUGAAGUGCAUUUACAUGGAAAUAUCCUAAGACGUCUACACCACUACUGCUAUAGAAGGCAUUGAAAAGACAGGGGUAAAAACUUCCACCUAUAAAUAAAACAUUUGUAUUUAUCAAUUUGACUUUUGAGCGCAUUACACCGAAACUAAGCUGCAAAGAAUUUUUUACAUUCUCGCUUAUCGGCAAUACUACUUCAAAGAAAGCGAGCAAAUGUUGCAACAUAACAAAAUUAGCAUCACAACAGAAUGCUGAAAGUCAAUUGUCAGAUUUUUUUGUUCGCUUUUCAGCUAAGUAGCCAAAAACAGAGUUCGUUGUGUGCCAGUCAUGAUUGUCAUACCAACUAAAGACGCAUCCAGUCGGCUGCCCGCUGGAUUCAUUGAAACACACACACACACACGCGCACACGCAGCGGGAGAACGAGCCCAAGGGAGCAUUGGUCCUAUUUUUAAAUCCAAUAAGAAAGCGGCUGAGCUGCCUCGCAGGAACAGAACGUGCAUGCGAUUACGGAGAAUAAGACGGAUAAUAUUGGUCAGGGUCGCCUUCUGCUCACAGUCUUCCUUUCUUAACACUUCUUCCAACCUAAUUACACUCAUAUUUACGUGUCACAGUGGGAGGCGGCAAAGCUGGAGCUGAGGGUGUCUUGCGAUGAAGCUGUACCCCAUUCCGUUUCGCGACCCUGGUGCAACUUCGAUUUUUCAUUUGCUCCAGAAUCCAAUCUGUUGCCAUAAUCAAACAUUUAUUUACAGGCAAUGUUUUAACUAACCGUGAACGCCAUUUCUUUUAACAUUAAAUGUCACACGUACAAAAUGAAAUAAACCAUUAAUAUAAUGUACCAUGAACCUGAGCUAGAAAUAUUAAUUAUCGCCAUCUUGUGGCCUCAUUAGGCAAUUACACAUUUUUAGUAGAGGGCUUCAGUUGUGGAUCUUGGCCCUUUGCGAUGUGUUGUCGUGUCUGUGUGUUAGCGAAAGGGGCCUGGUAGGGUGACGUGUGACAUUGGCCAGUCUGCGUGUGAGUAUCUGAGCGUGGGCUGUGGCUGACAGCAGGUCCUGUAUGAGUUUGUUUAUUGCGUUUGUGAUUUACACAUCUCCCUGCGUUCAA
Phyllopteryx taeniolatus (common seadragon) is the source of this 8420-nucleotide messenger RNA. Its product is annotated as cadherin-12-like. Gene Ontology annotation, biological process: homophilic cell-cell adhesion; cell-cell junction assembly; adherens junction organization. The coding region runs from base 663 to 3113 and encodes 816 amino acids. Gene Ontology annotation, cellular component: plasma membrane; catenin complex; adherens junction. The transcript is spliced from 13 exons. NCBI's taxonomy places the organism in Eukaryota, Metazoa, Chordata, Actinopteri, Syngnathiformes, Syngnathidae. Gene Ontology annotation, molecular function: calcium ion binding; cadherin binding. The record is from RefSeq and is a predicted model, not a curated record.